This is a messenger RNA of Protobothrops mucrosquamatus (brown spotted pit viper), 1167 nucleotides long. It is a transcript of the gene RGP1, whose product is annotated as RGP1 homolog, RAB6A GEF complex partner 1. The record is from RefSeq and is a predicted model, not a curated record. Lineage: Eukaryota; Metazoa; Chordata; Lepidosauria; Squamata; Viperidae. Gene Ontology annotation, cellular component: Ric1-Rgp1 guanyl-nucleotide exchange factor complex; Golgi membrane. Bases 1 to 1167 code for a protein of 388 amino acids. Gene Ontology annotation, biological process: retrograde transport, endosome to Golgi. The transcript is spliced from 8 exons.
AUGAUCGAGGUUUUGGCGUCGCUGCAGCGGGGCGCCGCGUUCCUGGCGGGGGAGGCGCUGGAGUGCGUGGUGACGCUGCGCAACCCGCUCCCGCCCGACGCCACCUCCGCCUCCAGUGAGAUUCUGGCCUGGGCCAGUGCUCAGAUCCACUGCCAGUUGCACACCAGCGAGAGCCGGGUUGCUCUGCCACCUUCACAAGAUACCAGCUAUGAUGCUCAGGCGGAAAAUGAGACUGUCUUUGUGCCCAAUAGAGGGGAGCGGGGUCAGUGCAUCCUGUCGACACCCCCAAAGAUCCUCUUCUGUGACUUGAGGCUGGAUCCCGGCGAGUCCAAAAGCUACUCCUACUGCGAGACGCUGCCGGUGGACGGGCCGCCCUCCUUCCGUGGCCAGGCGGUGAAGUACGUCUAUAAGCUGACCAUCGGCUGCCAGCGGGUGAACUCGGCCAUCAAGCUGCUCCGGGUCCCCUUCCGAGUGAUGGUGCUGCAGGGGCUCAGAGACUACCCCUUCCCCCAGGAUGAGGCCGUGGCCCCCUCCAACCCGUUCUUGGAGGAGGAAGAGUGCGGCGUGAAGAAGACAUCCCGCCUGGCGGACCUGGCCACAGAGCUCCUGACGGUCGCGACUUCGCGGCGGAGUUUGCACUUGUUCAACAUCAGCAGUGCCCGGGGCCGAGUGGCCACCUUCUGCAUCUUCAAGACCAUCUACAAGAUUGGGGAGGACGUGGUGGGGACCUUCAGCUUCUCCGAGGGGGACACGCCGUGCCUGCAGUACCUGGUGAGCCUGCAGACGGAGGAGCGGGUGCAGGAAGCCUUCCAGCGCCGCAGGGGGCAGGCUGCGUCCUAUAGCACCCACGCACGGCACCAGGAGUCCUGCCUGCACACGGCCCGGACUAGUUUCAGCCUGCCCAUCCCCCUCAGCUCAGCCCCGGGAUUCAGCACCAACGUUGUGUCCCUCCAGUGGAGGCUCCACUUCGAGUUUGUCACUCUGCGGGACGUGGCCGAGGCACCUGUGACGCCCAAGGACCCGUCGGAAGCCGCCAGCUGGACAGGAGUGGAGCAGAUGGACGUGGACACUUUCAGCUGGGACUUGCCCAUCAAGGUGCUGCCCACCAGUCCCCUGCUGGCCACCUCUGUCUCGCAGUUGCCCAGCUGCAGCGCUCUCACCAUCUGA